CUGAUAUAUUCAAAACGAGAUUUGACCUCCACAGUGCUACAAACUGUGAGGAAAUAAUAUAUGUCGAUGGACCUCCUAUCCUUAUUAGUGAAGACAGAAACAUUUGCUCAUCGAAUUUUUAGCGUUUCUCUACUUUGUCAUAAAUUGAAAUACUGCGUUACAAUUCGACGUCAUGAUAUCUAUGCAGGACGUAAGAGUAUGGGCUGAAAAACACAAUCUGUACAUGGAUUUUGUGGGUCAGAAAAACGCUGAGAGAUGUAUGAACCUAAUGAUUAUUACAUUUCUGGUCAUAGCACUUCCAGUUGGAUAUUACAAACAACAGUUGUCUGACAGCGUUUUAAUACUAUUAUUCGGCUGUAUACUCACGGCUCUUGCUGUACUACCACCAUGGCCAUGUUACCAUAAAAAUCCAAUUGACUGGUAUCAUGAAGAAACUAAAAGCAACAAAAAAACAGACUGAUUUUCCAUCUAUAUCUUCCAAUUCCUCUGUUAUUUUACUUCUUUAUAAGUAACUAAUAAAUUUGAUUUCUUUUGAGAUCAACGAUGGUUAUGACUCCUACUAUGAUGGAUUGUAUUAUAGUAAUACAUAUACAUGAACUUAGAACUGGG
Molecule: messenger RNA, 609 nt
Organism: Schistosoma mattheei
Lineage: Eukaryota; Metazoa; Platyhelminthes; Trematoda; Strigeidida; Schistosomatidae
Source: the annotation of a GenBank genome assembly